AUGGCGGCUGCUGCUCCCCCGCGCGCAAACUUUCCGGCGGCCGCUUCGGCCCUCUCGCUGCUGCUGAGGCAGCUUCCGCUCUCCGGCGGCGGCGGGGCGGACGCCGAGGGCUGGGCCGGCCGGUCUCCCAGCCAAGGGACCCGCCUCCCUGUCGGCCCGCAGGCGGAGCUGCUGCUGCCCGCACAGAGUCCUGACUGGAAUGGAACCUGCCUGCCUGCCCGCCAGCGGCGCCCCCGAACCGCAGCCGGUGGAGACCCCGCCCUGCCAGAAUUAGUCCUGCUUCUUCAGCGGUCCCAAGACGCCUUGCUGCAGAAGCUGUUUCCCGCCACCGCGAGCCAGAAGACUGCUGAGAACAGCCACAAGACUCAGACCAAGCCAGGGAGGGUCACCGCGGUGUCCAAGUUCAAGGUCGUGUCGCAUCUGCUAGUUUUUAAGCACAAGAGCAGGGCCCGCAAGGGCGUCGCUAGGGGAGAGAGGGCCUGUGUUCACCCCGCUCUCCAGCGGCCCCUCAGAGUGAGGGAGAUAAUGAAAAAAAUAGAGAGGUUGGAGCAGAGGGGCCCUCGGGAGCUCAGGGGCCCGGGUUCUUUGAACCCAUCCACUCAACUAUAGCGACACCCCUGCAGGGACCCCAGAGUGAAAUUAGUUUCUCGGCAUGCUAGUUUUCUGCA
Molecule: messenger RNA, 668 nt
Organism: Hemicordylus capensis (graceful crag lizard)
Lineage: Eukaryota; Metazoa; Chordata; Lepidosauria; Squamata; Cordylidae
Product: unconventional myosin-XIX-like
Exons: 3
Coding region: 1-609 (202 amino acids)
Source: RefSeq, a predicted model, not a curated record